This is a messenger RNA of Elgaria multicarinata webbii, 11063 nucleotides long. It is a transcript of the gene CHD6, whose product is annotated as chromodomain helicase DNA binding protein 6. Gene Ontology annotation, molecular function: ATP-dependent chromatin remodeler activity; ATP binding; protein binding. The transcript is spliced from 39 exons. The record is from RefSeq and is a predicted model, not a curated record. NCBI's taxonomy places the organism in Eukaryota, Metazoa, Chordata, Lepidosauria, Squamata, Anguidae. The coding region runs from base 227 to 8524 and encodes 2765 amino acids.
UUGCAGGGUGUCUGGGCUAAACUUCACCAAAUAAUAGCUGUUUGUAUUUUGGCUGCUGCAGGAGCCAUUUUAGGAGGCUGAAAUGAGAAUGGCCAGGUUCUGACUCUAGAGUGCGCAUGUUCUCCUGUUUUCCUCUUUCAAACUGAACGAGUUCCUUCAUUCCUCUCCUCCUUAAAAAAGGCAAUGCAUUGCUCCUGGAGAAGAAGUAAUAUAUACCCCAAAAUUGAUGAUAAUGAAAAUACAGAAGAAAGAAAAACAGCUGCCGAAUUUUAAAGUGCUGAGUCAUUCCCCAAUGUCUGAUGCCUCCCUCACCUUCGAAUGCAAGCCACAGUCCCCUUUUGCCGACAGCACAGAUCAGGAAGAUUUGCAUGACCUGGUGACAAUCUCUGACUUGGCCAGCGUGAGCCUGGCCCAGAAGGACCAGGAGGAUGUGGUAUCUGUGGAGGUACCCAAUGAGAUCAUGCAGACCAUAGUGACUUCCCAUAAUGGGAUGCAGGACGACGGGGGUGGGGGCACCGGAGUGAAGAAGAAACGGAAGAAAAAAGAGCCAGGGCAGCAGGAGCUGGGUGGUGAAAGAGAAGCAAAACCAAAGAGAAAGAGAGAGCCUAAGGAACCAAAAGAACCCAAAAAGCCCAAGGAGCCUAAAAAGCCCAAGGAGCCCAAACAGGAAGGGGCCAAAAAACCCAGGAAGCCCCGGGAGCCCAAAGCCCCGAAGGAGCCUAAAGAGAAAAAGAGCAGCUCGGAGUCUCCCCCCAAAGCCAAGCCCAAGAAGGCCAGCACGGAGCAAGGACCAACUCCUGUUGAGAAGAAGAAAAAGGGAAAAAGGAAAAAUGACACUUCAGUGGACAGUCUCGAGUUGGAUCAAAGCCUCCUCUCACUGUCUGGGCAGAGCCCUGAGGAGUCUGCAGAAUCGGCAGACAGCCAGAAGCGUCGCUCUGGACGCCAGGUGAAGCGCAGGAAGUACAACGAAGACCUGGAUUUCAAGGUGGUGGAUGAUGAUGGUGAAACGAUAGCUGUACUAGGAGCUGGCCGGGCUUCCGCGCUGUCUGCAUCUACUUUGGCCUGGCAGGCAGAGGAGCCUCCCGAGGAUGACGCCAACAUCAUUGAGAGAAUCCUUGCCUCUAGGAUGGUACAGAAGGAGACUUACCCUGGAGGAGCAACUUAUGAACUGGAGGAGUUCUACGUAAAAUACCGCAAUUUCUCUUAUUUGCACUGUAAAUGGGCCACAAUGGAGGAGCUGGAGAAGGACCCACGAAUCUCCCAGAAGAUUAAACGCUUCCGCAAUAAGCAGGCCCAGAUGAAGCACAUUUUCACCGAGCCUGAUGAAGAUCUGUUCAACCCAGACUACGUGGAAGUUGAUAGAAUCUUGGAGGUGGCUCACACAAAGGACUCCGACACCGGGGAGGAGGUGACUCACUACCUGGUGAAGUGGUGCUCAUUGCCUUAUGAGGAGAGCACUUGGGAGCUGGAGGAAGACGUCGACCCUGGGAAGGUCAAAGAGUUUGAGUCUCUGCAAAUCCCACCUGAGAUCAGAUCCUUGGAGCGUCCUGCCUCUGAGUCCUGGCAAAAGCUGGAGAAGUCACGGGACUAUAAGAACAACAACCAAUUGAGGGAGUACCAGCUGGAGGGAAUGAAUUGGCUGCUUUUUAACUGGUACAACAGGAAAAACUGCAUUCUGGCUGAUGAAAUGGGUUUGGGGAAGACAAUCCAGUCUAUUACGUUCCUCUCUGAGAUUUACCUGAUGGGACUUCGGGGUCCAUUCCUCAUCAUUGCCCCACUCUCCACCAUCACAAACUGGGAGCGGGAGUUCCGUACAUGGACAGAGAUUAAUGCCAUUGUGUACCACGGUAGCCAGAUAAGCCGCCAGAUGAUCCACCAGUAUGAGAUGGUGUAUCGAGAUGCACAGGGCAACCCUCUUCCGGGGCUCUUCAAAUUCCACGUAGUCAUCACCACCUUUGAGAUGAUCUUGGCUGACUGCCCAGAACUGAAGAAGAUCCAGUGGCGCUGUGUGGUCAUUGAUGAGGCCCAUCGGCUCAAGAACAGGAACUGCAAAUUACUGGAAGGGCUGAAGCUCAUGUGUCUGGAACACAAAGUGCUGCUGACUGGGACACCCUUGCAGAACUCCGUGGAGGAACUUUUCAGCCUGCUCAACUUUCUGGAGCCACAGCAGUUUCCAUCUGAGACAGCCUUCCUGGAGGAAUUUGGGGACCUCAAGACAGAGGAGCAGGUAAAGAAGCUCCAGUCCCUCUUGAAACCCAUGAUGCUGCGACGGCUGAAGGAUGAUGUGGAGAAGAAUCUAGCGCCCAAACAGGAGACCAUAAUUGAGGUAGAGCUGACCAACAUCCAGAAGAAAUAUUAUCGGGCCAUCCUGGAGAAGAAUUUCAGCUUCCUGUCCAAGGGUGCUAACCAGCACAACAUGCCCAACCUCAUCAACACCAUGAUGGAACUGCGCAAGUGCUGCAACCACCCCUACCUCAUCAAUGGGGCAGAGGAGAAGAUCCUGGAGGAUUUCCGUAAAACGCACAGCCUAGAUGCUCCUGACUUCCAGCUGCAGGCGAUGAUCCAGGCAGCAGGCAAGCUGGUGUUGAUUGAUAAGCUGCUGCCGAAGCUGAUUGCUGGCGGGCACAAGGUGCUGAUCUUCUCGCAGAUGGUGCGCUGCCUUGAUAUCCUGGAGGAUUAUCUCAUCCAGAGGCGAUACACCUACGAGCGCAUUGAUGGGCGGGUGCGUGGGAAUCUACGCCAGGCUGCCAUCGACCGCUUCUGCAAGCCGGAUUCAGACCGCUUUGUGUUUUUGCUCUGUACACGGGCCGGGGGGCUGGGUAUCAAUCUUACUGCUGCUGACACCUGCAUCAUCUUUGACUCAGACUGGAAUCCACAGAAUGACCUGCAGGCUCAGGCCCGCUGCCAUCGGAUAGGGCAAAGCAAGGCAGUGAAGGUCUAUCGCCUCAUAACCAGGAAUUCCUAUGAACGGGAGAUGUUUGACAAGGCCAGCUUGAAGCUUGGCUUAGACAAAGCAGUGCUGCAGGACAUUAACCGGAAGGGGAGCAACAACGGGGUACAGCAGCUCUCCAAAAUGGAGGUCGAAGACUUGUUGCGAAAAGGAGCAUAUGGGGCUCUGAUGGAUGAGGAAGAUGAAGGCUCCAAAUUCUGUGAAGAAGAUAUUGACCAAAUCCUGCAGCGCAGAACCCAGACCAUCACGAUCCAGACUGAAGGGAAGGGCUCCACGUUCUCCAAGGCCAGCUUUGUUGCUUCUGGAAACAGAACUGACAUUUCAUUAGAUGAUCCCAAUUUCUGGCAGAAAUGGGCAAAAAUAGCAGAGUUGGAUACAGAUGCAAAGAAUGAAAAGGAGAGCCUAGUGAUUGACAGGCCCCGUGUCCGCAAACAGACCAAGCACUACAAUUCCUUUGAGGAGGAUGAACUUAUGGAGUUCUCUGAGCUAGACAGUGACUCAGAUGAGAGGCCUACACGCUCACGACGUCUCAAUGAAAGAACACGUCGCUACUUACGGGCAGAGUGCUUCCGUGUGGAGAAGAACCUACUUAUAUUUGGCUGGGGGCGCUGGAAAGACAUCCUGACCCAUGGCCGAUUUAAAUGGCAUCUCAAUGAGAAAGAUAUGGAAAUGAUCUGUCGAGCACUCUUGGUCUACUGUGUCAGACAUUAUAAGGGAGAUGAGAAAAUUAAGAGUUUUAUCUGGGACUUGAUCACUCCAACAAAGGAUGGACAGAACCAGGCCCUGCAGAACCAUUCAGGCUUAUCAGCCCCAGUGCCAAGAGGGAGGAAGGGGAAGAAAACGAAGAGCCAGAUGCUGCUCCCUGAGAUCAAGAAUGCAGACUGGCUCACCACCUGCAACCCUGAGAUCGUCCUUCAUGAUGACAGCUACAAAAAGCACCUAAAACAACAUUGCAACAAGGUGCUGUUGCGGGUGCGGAUGCUCUACUACUUGAAAGCCGAAGUGCUUGGGGAGGCAGCUGACAAAGCCUUUGAAGGAACCCCUGCCAAAGAUCUGGAUUUCCUGCUGCCAGACAUUGACUACGUGGAGAUACCUGUUGAUUGGUGGAAUGCUGAUGCAGACAAAUCCCUGCUCAUUGGAGUUUUCAAACAUGGCUAUGAACGGUACAAUGCUAUGCGAGCUGACCCAGCCCUGUGCUUCCUUGAGAAGGUAGGCAUGCCAGAUGAGAUGCUGCUGUCUGCAGAGCAGAGUGUCAUUGAUGGAGUGCAGGAUGCUCCAGAAAGGGGAAAUGUGGAUAAAGAAGAGAGCAGUGCAGACAAGCUAGAUGGGCUGCAGAAACAGGAGGAGACCUCAGAUUGUUGCGGUGAAGUCACUGAGAAGAAGGAUGACAGUGUGGCAGCCCAGGAUGGCUCCGACCCAGACAAAUCCAGCUGGCCUGUGUCGUCCGCCCUCACAGCCAGACUGCGGCGUCUUGUCACCGUCUAUCAGCGCUGCAACCGUAAAGAGCUACCUUCUAGGCCUGAGAUCAUGGGCCCUUGUAAUCAUGGCUAUUGGCUGCAAGAAGAGAUGUUUAGGAGGGCCAACGAGAUGGAUCCUAUGAACAAGGAGAUGCAGAAAAGGUGGACCAGAAGAGAGCAAGCAGAUUUCUACCGCACAGUCUCUUCAUUUGGGGUCAUUUAUGAUCCAGAGAAGAAGAUCUUUGACUGGACUCAGUUCCGAUCCAUUUCACGUUUGGAGAAGAAAACUGAUGAGAGCUUAGAAAAAUAUUUCUACAGCUUUGUUGCCAUGUGCAGGAAUGUCUGUCGCUUGCCCCACUGGAAAGAAGAUGGCCCAGCAGAUCCUAGUAUCUAUGUUGAACCAAUUACAGAGGAGCGUGCUGCAAGGACGCUGUACCGAAUCGAGCUCCUACGGAAGGUCCGUGAGCAGGUGCUGCGGUGUCCGCAGCUGCACGAACGGCUUAAACUUUGCCGUCCUAGCCUGUACCUUCCUGUGUGGUGGGAGUGUGGUAAGCAUGACCGGGAUCUGCUCAUUGGCACAGCUAAACAUGGGCUGAACCGUACAGACUAUUACAUCAUGAAUGACCCCCAGUUGUCAUUUUUGGAUGCCUACAGAAACUAUGCACAGCACAAAAGGACAGGGGUUGUUGGAGCAGAAAACUUGUGUUGCCACCAUCAGGCAAAUUCUAAACUGUAUUGCUCCCCUUCAUACAACCAAGUGGAAAGAAAGCGCAUGUCUGCAGAGGCCGAAACCGAGAGCUGCAUCAAGCUAGCAAACUCAGGCAACAGUCUCUCCCAGGCAGAAAACAUUUCUCAGGAUGGCAGCUGUGAAAACUUCAUGUCUAAAGUCCGGGGUAUGAUUUCCAUUAACUAUGAUGAGAGCUCUUUGCCUGACUCUUUGAUGUGCAUGAUGUAUGAUGAAAAAGCCUGCAAUAGUGAGCACAGCUCCCUUGCCCGUGACAGCCCCAGCUGCACAGAUAUUAGCAGCAAUACUACGAAAAUGGCGGAGGGCAAAAUAGAAGGGGAUGAAGACCUCUCUAGCUGUGAUGCUGAGACUACAAGAGAGCCCUCCUACCUGGAUCAUUUACAAUUUGGCACUGACCAAAUGGAGGGUCCAAACACAGCGCAGGAGCCUUUAGUCGAGGAGGCAAAGCCCUCCAAGAGCUUUCCUGUGGAAUCUUGUAGCGCCCUUCAGCACAUGGAGAGUCAGUAUGCUAGCCCAGGAUCAGUCCCAUUUGAAAGAGAUGGCAUGGAAGGGGUCCUCAGCAUUGGAGUGUACGGCCCCACUCUUCACAACUUUGAUAUCAAAGUCCACCCUGAGAAGAGAUUCAUGGGUUUGUUGCAUGAAAAGGGCUUGGAGGAGAAAUCAGUGCAAAGUCAGAGCCACAGUGAAGAGGAGGAAGAGGAAGAGGAAGAGGAGGAAGAGGAAGACCAUCUGGAGGCAGCUGCUGACACAGUGGAAAAUUUGAGAGGCUGCUUAAAAAUGCCAGAUGGUGACAAAGCCAAUCCCAGGACGCAAGAGGACCAGAAGCACAGUUCAUGUAUUCUCACCACUCUGGAUGCACUCAUGGAGGAAAGGAAUAAGGAGCUGGUGGAAUCAAUCUCAAGUGAGCAGGCAGCAUCCAAAUGUGACAGUGACCCUGGGGUGGGGGAUGACGAUCAAGCUGAAUGUGAGAGUCUUGAGGAGCACACCCCAGCCUUGCCGGAGAUCCAGGCCUGCCACCACCACUUCCACCACCACCACCACCACCACCCUGCACGUAGCCAAACGUCAGCAAUUCAGAUGGAGCUCCUUAAGUCACAUCCUGUUUGCAUGGAAGCAGACCCCUGGGGUGAUGAUGCUGAGGAGAAAAGGGCAAGUCCUGUAGGCCAACCCCUCUGUAGGAAUGAAAUAAAGAGAGAAGAGGAAGAGUGUGAGAAUCAGGACUUAGAGAAGAGGGAGGGAAUCAGCCAAAAUCAAGAUUGUUUUGAGAAGUUUGCUGAAGAUGAAAGUAAGAGUUCCAUGUUUGCUGUGCCUGGAGAGAUGGAUGAGCUUCAAGAUGUCCGAGCGCCUACCAUAGCUCAACUCUUGCAGGAGAAGACACUCUACUCUUUCUCAGAGUGGCCUAAGGAUCGAGUGAUCAUUAACCGCCUAGACAACAUCUGUCAUGCCAUCUUAAAAGGCAAGUGGCCUUCUUCCAACCAGCCAUUUGAAAUACAGAGCAUGAUGCCUACACCUGCAUUAGCCAGCAAUACUGCUGGCAACAGGAACAGCUACACUGAGCCGGAAGCCUCUGAACCCAGCUUCAGCAAUGGAGUUAUAACUACACCGGUCGAAAAGGAAGAUUUCCUGGCACCCACUUUUGUCAAAGACGAACACAAGCACCGGCAACCGUAUGAAUUUGAGGUUGACAGAGAUGCCAAGCAGCGGAGCCUUGAACAGCUGGUUGCAUCCCACCCCCAUCCUUCAAUUGUGUUGAAUGGUUGGCGGGAUGCAGCAGUGGACCUCUCAAGAGUGCCUGAUGGAUCCCCAGCAAGCAGCUCUCCUUUCUCCCUGAGCACAAGUAUACCUAAGCUAGGGACAAUGAGCGCCCUCCAGGGCUCCCUUGGUAUGGAUUUGUCUGGUAUACUUCAGGCUGGAUUGAUUCAUCCUGUCACAGGACAGAUUGUAAAUGGGAGCCUACGAAGAGACGAUGCUGCCAUGAGGAGAAGACGGGGCAGAAGAAAAAAUGUGGAAGGGAUAGACCUCAUCUUUUUGAAGGAGAGAAGCCCCCAGACAGGGCUGCUGGAAGAUCAAACGCAGACUGUACCAAGUAAUUCUAACCCUGAUGGGCCAGCCGUUACUACCUCAAGUCAACAGACAGCACCAGCUACUAAUGUCCAGGCAGAAAAGAUUGUUCCAAACAAGAGUCUUUUGGACUGGCUGAGGCAGCAGUCUGAUUACACUCUUGAAAUCCCUGGUUUUGGCACAAAUUUUUCAGAAAAGCCUAAACAAAGAAGGCAGCGCUGUAAGGACCCAAGUAAACUGGACAUAAACUCUCUCACAGGAGAGGAGCGAGUGCCUGUGGUCCAUAAGGGUACAGGACGGAGGUUAGGGGGCGCUAUGGCACCAGCACUGAAGGAACUGCCAAGGUGGCUUGAUGCAAACAUGGAGUAUGCUGUUGCAGCAGACUGGUCUGACAUUGUUAAACUUUCAGGUUUUUUACCUGAAAGCAAGUUCAAUCGUAUUCUCACUGAGCCUGUACUCCGAGAUGCUGGGCCUCGACGGAGAGGAAGGAGGCCAAGAAGUGAACUGUUUAAAACUCCUGGCAUAGUAGCAGAUGCUUCUUCUGGAAUGGGACCAUUAUUCAUGAACGGACUUAUUGCUGGAAUGGAUUUAGUAGGACUUCAGAGUAUGAGAAACAUGCAAGGCAUUCCUUUAACUGGGCUGGUUGGGUUUCCUGCUGGAUUUGCAGCAAUACCUGCUGGUGAGGAUGUCAAAAGCACUCUGAGUAUGUUGCCAAUGAUGUUACCAGGCAUGGCUGCUGUACCACAAAUGUUUGGUGUUGGAGGACUUCUCAAUCCAUCAAUGACAACUACUUGUACAUCAACUGCUCCAACUUCAUUAGCAAGCACAACUAAAAGUGGUACAUCACAUUCAGACAAGGAUGCUGAAAAUCAGAGCGCCCAAGGUGCAAAAACAGAAACACUUUCUGAAGACAAGUCGGAUCCUAGUUCAUUUUCUGAUCAGUCAGAACCUGCAAUAACUACCAGUAGUCCUGUAGCUUUUAACCCAUUUCUUAUUCCAGGAAUGUCAUCUGGACUGAUCUAUCCCUCAAUGUUUCUUUCUCCUGGUAUUGGCAUGGCAUUGCCAGGCCUUCAGCAAACUAGACACUCAGAGGCAACAAAUCUAGAAAGCCAGAAACGGAAGAGAAAGAAAACUAAAGGGGAAUUAGCAAAUCCAGAACCAGAAACUCUAUCGCUGUCUGACAAGGAACAUGCAGCAAACAAUCAAAACUGUACAGAACAACAAACACCAUCCGUGUCAGCAGAGAACGAACAUGAAGUACCAGCAGAGGAGGAGGAGGAGGAGUUAAAAGAAGUUACAGAUAUCAAUUAGAACUUUUGUUUCUUUCUGAAAAAAUAAUAAUAUUGUGGCUUGUAAGUUUCUCAUCCCAUAAAUAUUUGUUACUGCCCUCUGUCGCUUCACCUUCAUAAAAAAAACCUGUGUUUCUAUAAGUAAUAUUAUCUACUUAAUUCUUGGUAAGAAAACUAUGGUGACAUGUUGGUAGUUGCAGGAUCUUGCCAUAGAGAUAAGCAGUGUUUUAUAAUUAAUAUGGGAGGCACAGAAUUCUUGUUCAGCCAUCCACCUGUUUAUCCUUCCCUUUUCCCAAACAGUAGUAAAUAAGAAGUUGGUCAUCCCCAAAACUGCUUGCUUGUUUGAGGGAAAAAAUCUGACAAAAAGGAAGUGCUUACCUUGUGAUGGAAACACAGAAAAAGAUAGAUGUUUUUACAAUGACACUGAAAUUUAAAAAAAAUCUUGUAUUUUGGGGUAAAAAGCACAGUUAUAGUAAGUGCUAAUGUGUAUUUUUUGAUUUAAAGUAUUUCCCUAUUUUAUCAUGGUUACUAGAAUAGCAGUAUAGACAGAAGUAUAUAACUAAUGAUUGAAAAUACAUAUUAUUCAUUUCUUUUUUAAAAAAGGCAUUAAUAGUAGAUAAUUUCCUCCUGUUCACACUACAAAGUUUUGGAAACAAACUACUGUACGUGGAAAGAUUACCCGAACUUUUAUAUUUCUAAAACCAAAUCUUGUUUUAUGUUUUAAAGGUGCAUUUCACUUGUCCUUUCUUUAGUUCUUAGGCCAUUUCCAGCUCCUGCUGAGAAAUCAACACACAUCUUGCAUGGGUUUUUUUGGGUGUUGUGGUGGAGGUGGUAGGGGCUUAAUAACUACCAGGUAUUUUUUCUUGUCUUGCUAUAUUCAUUUUUCACAAAGGCCUUUGAAAAAUGAAGGGCCUUCAUUUCUCCCCCGUUUUGCUCCCAGGGGAUGAGGAAACCACUGAUUUUAAUUUUCUUAUGUGGGAACUGGAUUUACUUCAUCAAUUCUUCUCCUUCCCUGAGUAAUGAUGUUUAUUUUUGAAAACACAAUUUUUAAAAAGCUGUAGGAUGGGCUUUUUCAUUUAGAUGGUCUUUGGCCAGGACUGUUGACCAUUUCAAAGCUUGAGUUUAUCAUCCAUUUCUAGGAUUAGACUGUGAAAACAUUUUUGCUCCUUCUUUCCAUUCCUCUUGAUUCCCCUUGCACUGUUGAAUAGUAUUUCCCAACAUCUCUGCACAUACAUUUUGUGUAAGUAUUUAAAAUGAAACUCUUUAAAAACAGGUUUCCAAAGCUCUGUGUGUUGAAACGCCCUCCAACAGGCAACUCUUAUAUAGUUCUCUUUAUGGCCCACUCCUAUGUCACUUUUCUUUCACUUGGGCUUGUUCUAAUUUACAGCUCAUGGUUCGAGACUUGAAAAAAAAAACACUUUGUGGUGCGAUGUUUAAAUGGCAGACCUUUAGAUGAGCUUGGGAGUGUAUGCUAGUAUUCAGUUUCACAAUUGGUUUGUCACAAUUUACUGUAUUUUUUACUUAUAUUUUUUUCUGUUACAGUUUUGCUAAUUUAUCAGAUGGUCCAAAUGUUUUGACAUAACUAUUUCAGUUUGCAUUAUUUAUUUAUGAUGCUUUUUUCAUUGUCUUUUAUACAUUUGGGGUUAUAAAGUAUGUACAUGUUAAAAUUAGCAUCUCAAAGAAGUCUGUUACCCAUGAACUAAAAUUAAGUCUGUAUGUUGCAGUGAUUUUAUUCUCCAUUUACUGGGUUGGAAUUAAUUUCAACAAUUUAUACAAUUGGUGUUGUGGGGGGUGGGGGGAAUGGACUAUGUCAUAGGCCCUAUUUAAUGCCACCCUGUAGCACAGAUGCUGUAUCACUAUUGACAGAUUUCUUAGAAAUGCUGCUAUCUCUGUUUAACUAACAUUUCUUCAGUUUUGCCUCCAGUGGAAGCAGAGAGGUUUUUUUCAGCUGUUAAAUCCAAAAUCAAUAUAAUUUAUUUAUGUAAAAAAAAUCACUUGAUAUAUUUUUGAACCUUUUAAGUACUAACUUUUUAUUUAGUAGAGAAACAUGUACUUGCCCUAAAUCCUUAAAAUACAAAUGAUAUAAAACUUCAUAUAUCUUGAAAGCCUUACUGUGAAUGGAUGCAGAUGUCUCUCUGGGGUCUAUUUGUAAUAUAUCCAAGGAUUAUUUGCCAGGGUUACAUUCGUAAGGAACAGGGUUGAUACUGAACUUUAUUUUGUUUGUCAGCAUGUUCUAUAUACCUUGUUCUUUCUUCUUUACUGUGUGUGUCUGAGUGUAUAGGCUUCUUUCUGACUUUUAAUGUGUGACCCUUUUGCAGUGAUGGAGCUGUUAUGGCUUAUUUACAGUGAAAGGCAUAAAUGGCUACUUUUUUACCAUAACCAUCUUCAAGAGCAAAUGCAGAUUUCCCACUUAUUUCAUGAACACUCACACAAACAUAGAUGCUUCAUCAAAUGUGCUAUUAAAAUAAACUGUCUGUGCUUGUAAAAAAUGAUAAAUAGAUUUAAAAGUCAGAUUUUAAUUUUUUAAUUUAGUGCCUAUAUUACGCGUUUUUAAAACCUUG